This is a messenger RNA of Parasteatoda tepidariorum (common house spider), 2835 nucleotides long. RefSeq names its product phosphatidylinositol 3,4,5-trisphosphate 3-phosphatase TPTE2. Gene Ontology annotation, molecular function: monoatomic ion channel activity; phosphatidylinositol-3,4,5-trisphosphate 3-phosphatase activity. Gene Ontology annotation, cellular component: cytosol; membrane. NCBI's taxonomy places the organism in Eukaryota, Metazoa, Arthropoda, Arachnida, Araneae, Theridiidae. The record is from RefSeq and is a predicted model, not a curated record. Gene Ontology annotation, biological process: monoatomic ion transport; dephosphorylation; transmembrane transport.
AUUGUUGUUGUUUACACAUCUAUUCUCUGUAACCGUAAAAAUUCAGAACACGCACGAAAUUUUACUUUCGUUAUGGAUGUCAAUACUUCAAGUGAAUGAAUUUUUCGCUUCAAGGAGGCGUAAACUUCCGAUUUGUUCCGUUGGUUGCAUCUAACUGUUUACUAAAUUUCCUUAUAUAGGGUCAACGAUCCUCGGUGCAGAAAAUGAAUAAAUAUGAAGUUUUUGAAAAUGAGCAAGAAACAGAAUCCCACAAUUUCAAACCAGAUUCAGAAGUAAUUGAUGUUAAUGUGGGCAAAACUAUGGAAAACAGUAGUGUGGCUAUACAUAUCUCGAAAUCUAAAUUGGUGGGACAAUCUCUCUUUGUUGAAAAUUCUGUCGAUAAUGGUGGCUCUCAUGUUGUUACUAUUCAAGACCCAGCAGAAAUGGAAGAAGUUGGUACAGAAGUUGGGUUUAUGCAAUUUCAAUUAAAAAGGAUAGUUGAGCAUCUAAUAUUCAGGGUGUUCAGUAUGAUAUUGAUCAUUGCAGAUAUCAGUAUUUUGAUUACCGCAUUAGCCAUGACAAAUAAAACUCAUGAACAAGACGAGGCUUUUGAAAUAGUUGCUAUAUGUUUUGUUGCUUAUUUCCUGUUUGAAGUUUUUAUUCGAAUUUCUGCUAAAGGGGCAAAAGGAUUUUUUAAUGACUGGUAUAAUGUUGUUGAUCUUGUUGUAGUAGUCAUUUCAUUUGUUGUAACUGUGAUUUAUACAUCAGUUGACCUGGGAUUUGGUUAUGCAAAACUUGUUGUUGUGGGGCGUUUAAUUAGAGUUGUAGGAUUUGUUCGCUUAUACACUGAAAGAAAAAAUUUGGUUAAAGGUGCUCGCCAAAUGGUAUCUCAAAAUAAAAGGAGAUAUCAAAAAGAUGGUUUUGACUUAGAUCUGACUUAUGUUACAGAAAGAGUAAUAGCAAUGUCUUUCCCAUCUCAUGGAAAAAUGUCCCUAUACAGAAAUCCUAUCAAAGAAGUGGCACGUUUCCUGGAUUAUAAGCAUAAAGAUCACUAUAAGGUGUACAAUUUAUGCAGUGAAAAGACAUAUGAUGAUACUUAUUUUCACGGCAGAGUUGAAAGAUUCAUUAUUGAUGAUCAUAAUGUUCCGUCAAUUAAGGACAUGGUGCGGUUUGUUAAAGAUGUGAGAGAAUGGCUAGACCAAGAUAAGAACAAUGUUAUUGCUGUUCAUUGUAAAGGUGGAAAAGGAAGAACUGGCACAAUGAUCUGUGUUUGGCUUGUUGAAGCUGGUCUUUUUGGCAGUGCUGAAGCAAGCUUGGAUUAUUUUGGAAAUCGUCGAACUGAUCUUUCAAAAAGUAAUAAAUUCCAAGGUGUGGAAACUCCUAGUCAGAAUCGUUAUGUUGGUUACUUUCAAGAAGUUAAAGAAAAAUUUAAAGGAUUACCACCUGAAGAAAUACCUUUAAAGUUAAGAAAAAUCAGAAUAACUGCUUUAGCUGGUAUAGGAAAAGGAAAUGGCUCAGAUAUCACUUGUGAAAUCUUUAAUGGCCGCACUAAAGUAUUUGACUGUGAUUUCGGAUCAAACAAGAAUUGCCAGGCUGAAUAUAAAUCAGAAGCAGAUGUAUUGGAAGUUUCUGUUUUAAAUUGUCCUAAUCUUCAAGGUGAUGUUAAGCUUAGGUUCCAAAGCUCAUCUAAAGGAGUUCCUAAAGGCUAUGAAAAUUGUCCGUUUUACUUUUGGUUCCACACCAGUUUUAUAAAAGAUUUUAAGUUGUGUGUGCAAAGAGAUUAUUUGGAUAAUCCCCACAAGCCGAAAACAUGGAAGGUGUUUAGAGAGAAACUUAGUAUUGAACUGUCAUUCACUCCACCUGAUGAUAAUCUAUGAUGUCAUUAAAUUAAAAUAUAAUUAUAUAUGUACUUUAAUGGCCAUUAAUUAUUUAAGACAAUGGAUAAUAAUUGUUAAGGGUUUAUUUUCAUCAUAUUUAGUAGCUACAUAAGCUAUAAAUUGAUGCAUUUUAUAAGUUUUCAUUGCUUGCUGAUUGGUCAAGAGGUAUAGAUAUAAUAUUGAUAUAUAGUAAGAAUUAUACAAUUAAAGCAGGGUAAAAAAAUUGCUGAGCUUAAUAUAUUGCAAAUAUAUAUCUAAAAAAAUUAUUCUACUUUUAUAUAUAUUUGCUCUAAAUAUCUUUCCUAUCAAUAAACAUUGCUUUUAAUUUAAGCUACUAUUUUUAUACUCUAAAUGUUCAUUUGGAAGGCAUAUCAUUUGUAAAGUAUAUCAGACAGCAUUAAAAUAAUAAAAGUAGAAUAAAUUAUCAUUUAAAUCAACUUUUUUCCUUUAAUGAUGUCUUUUAAUGUAUGAGUUUUAUUGACUGCAGCUGUACAGAUUUUAUAAUGCAAAGAUCUCAUGUUUCAGCUAUUGUAUAUUUUCACUACAAAGUCUCAUUUUUAUGUUAUUUAUUGUAUAAACACUAUUUUUAUUUCAAAUAUGUAAUUUAUUUCCAUAAAAGCUAUUUUUGUACAGUUGUUGCUUUUAUGUGAUUGGUAGCUUAAAUAUUUACUUUAAAUUAUUAUUUAAAUGUGGUGUUUUUUUUACCAGUUAUAACAUUCCAUACAGUUCCUAAAUUUACUUAGUAUUUUUCAAAUAUUUGCAUUUAAAUGUUUGCUAUUUGGUGAUUGAUUUUUGUUUCAAACAUUUUAUGUGAAGUUAAAAAAAAUUGCAGUGUAAUAUUUUGUUUACAUUUUGUUGCAUUAGUUUUUACAUCAGUGAUUUUAUUAAUAUGGUUUAUAUUUUUUUGUAUUCUUUUUCAAAAUAUGCAGCAAUAUAAAUGGUCACCUUUCUUUCAUAAAAAUAAAAUUUUUUCUGAGAA